AUGGCGUCAGACCAGACACACUCUCGUCUGCGAACCACCGGCAACGCCGCGUCCCUCCCCAUCCGAAGCGGCCAGCAGCCCACGGCCCUCGUUCAACCCAAGUCUCCCCACACCUCUGACGAAUUCCUCCACGACUUCCUCAACCCAUCCUUUGACGCCGCCGCCUUUCUGAACGCCGCCCUGCCUCCUCUCGCCACCAAACAAGCAACCACCACACCCUCCGACGGCGCCGUCCCCCUCACCGAGCUCUGCGAUCAGACGCAAACCUUGCUGUCGCAGCUCAACGCGCACACCACGCGGCUCUGCGACACCCUGACCCAGUUGACAGACGACAUUCUCCGCAGCGGGAGCCGCCUCGCCUACCAAGUGGACUUGUUGAGGGGCGAGACCUUGAGUCUGUCCGAGACGCUGACGGAGACGCUUCGCCAGGACAUCGAGACCUUUAUCCCGGGCGGCCUGCCACCAGGCGGCAACGUCGGGGGGGAGCCCUCCCAAACGGACGCUGCUGGAGCCGCCGACGAUGGCCUCGGAGCCGCGGAUGAUCCGCACGUGCGUCCUCAGGCUGCUGGCUCCGACGCGCCCUCCGCAGAACCAGAGUGCAUCAAGCAGCUGCGAACACUGACCCUGGUGCGCUCACGCCUCGACGCCGUCAUCAAGACGUUUGGCGACGCCAUGGAGUUUACGUUCCCGCCCUCGGAGGUGUCCGUCAGCUCGGGCUUUCUGUCCGUGUCUGCGCCGGAGCCGGGUUCGGCGGAGCAGAGCUCCGAAGAGAAAGGACAGCAGGUUCUGCAGGGUCUUCGGCAAGACGUCUCGGACAUGCUGCAUCAGGCGGAUGAUCCCGUCCAGGGGAUAGAGAGAGCUGCGGCGCGGAUCGAAGAGCUCAAGGAGCUGGCGACGGUGUGGAAGGGAACGGCGGAGGAAAAGGGUCGGAGCAAGUUUAUCGAGAGCUUGGCCAGGAUGGUCGAGGAUCGCCACAGGGAUCUGAUGAGGGAGAUGGAUCAAGCGGCCAGGAAGGAAGGCUGGGCGGCGAAUCCCUCGGGUGCGACGAGGCAGGACGGUGCCGAGGAAGCCAAGGGGCUGGGAGGGUUUGGGCUCAUCAGUCAACUACAGAAGCUGCGGAAUGGGCUGUAG
Ustilaginoidea virens is the source of this 1131-nucleotide messenger RNA. RefSeq lists its product as uncharacterized. The transcript has a single exon. NCBI's taxonomy places the organism in Eukaryota, Fungi, Ascomycota, Sordariomycetes, Hypocreales, Clavicipitaceae. The coding region runs from base 1 to 1131 and encodes 376 amino acids. The record is from RefSeq and is a predicted model, not a curated record.